AUUUUGAAGGUUUAACAAUUUCUAUAAAUGUUUUUAAAAUUAAAUUUUUAGAUUAAAUUUGUAACAAUGUUACAAAAUACCGAUUGAAGAUUAUCACUGAGUGAGAUGAUAAAAUUUCUUAGUUAUUAAAUUUAAUUAACAAUUUUAUUGUUUAGAAUUAAAAGUAAAAUAAAGAAUUAAUUAAUUAUGUGAGUUUAAAACUUAAAUAAAUAAAUAAAUAAUCACUCCAAACCUAAAAUUUGUUAGACAGGGUACUCAUAUAUUUUUUAUUUUUUAAGUCCAUGAAUUUAUACUCUUUAAAAAAAGUAUGUUAAAAAGAAAAUGAUAAAAAAAGUGUGUUGGUACUUGAUAACACCUGCGAGUUUUCUUUAAACACCUUUUUUAAUUGAUAGACUCUUUUUGUAUUAAACUGAAACAUCGUCCCUUUACCUUAAAAAAAUAAAAAUCGACUUUGGAGUAAAGUACUUGUUUAGAUGAAAAGAAUUAGAUGUUAUGUUACAAAAUUGUAAAAUACAAUGGUUGGAAAAAGAUAACCUCAAGUUUCCCCGAAAGUUAAUCCGAGGACGCUGCGAUAUUUUUAUACCAAGACUAAAAAAAAUCCACGAGAGUCCUGAACUUGAUUAAUUUUUGCAAUGUUAAUAAUUUGUGUACAAUAGAUUUUGGAGGUGUAGGCACGAGUGUGUGAGAUUUGAGAUCGUGAGAGUGUGUGCAACUAAUUAACAGCCCUUAGAGGCUUCCACGUGUAUGGUGGUUGAGAUGGACGCUCCCCUGCUAGGAGGCGCAGGGACGACGGAGAACAAGGACUACCCGGCGGUGAAAGAGUGGAAGGAGGCGAGGGAGGUUUUCUGGAUUGAAACCAAGAGAAUGUGGGAGAUUGCGUUGCCCAUUGUUUUCAACAUUUGGUGCCAAUUCGGUGUCAACUCCGUCACCAACAUCUUCGUUGGCCACCUCGGCGACAUUGAGCUCUCUGCUGUCUCUCUUAUUAACUCUGUCAUCGGCACUUUUGCUUUUGGCUUCAUGCUUGGGAUGGGGAGUGCAACUGAGACGCUUUGCGGCCAAGCUUAUGGAGCUGGGCAGAUUCAUUUGCUUGGUGUUUAUAUGCAACGCUCGUGGGUAAUUUUAUUCAUGACCAGUAUUUUGCUCUUGCCAAUAUACAUUUUUGCUGCUCCCAUUUUGAAGCUUAUUGGUCAACAAGCGGAUAUAGCUGAUCUUGCUGGGAGUUUCUCUGUUUUAGUAAUUCCGCAAUUUCUUUCCCUUCCCUUCAACUUUCCAACACAAAAGUUCCUUCAAGCUCAGAGCAAGGUUAACGUCAUUGCAUGGAUUGGGUUGGUGGCUUUAAUUUUGCACAUUGGGAUGCUAUGGGUCUUAAUCUAUGUGUUGGGUUUAGGCUUAACUGGUGCAGCUUUGGCAUUUGAUAUAACAAGUUGGGGGAUUACAAUAUCUCAACUUGUUUAUGUUGUGUUCUGGUGUAAGGAUGGAUGGAAUGGAUUGACAUGGUUGGCUUUCAAGGAUAUUUGGGCCUUUGUUAGGCUUUCUCUUGCAUCAGCUGUGAUGCUUUGUCUUGAAGUUUGGUAUAUGAUGAGCGUCAUUGUUCUUGCUGGCCACCUUAAUAAUGCAGUGAUUGCUGUUGAUUCUCUCUCUAUAUGCAUGAAUAUCAACGGGUGGGAAAGCAUGAUCUUUAUUGGAGUAAAUGCAGCUGUCAGUGUCAGAGUUUCCAAUGAACUUGGGCUUGGACGUCCAAGAGCUGCCAAAUACUCUGUCUACGUGAUAGUGUUUCAGUCACUUCUUUUGGGAAUCAUUUUCAUGGCUAUUGUUUUGGUGACUAAAGACUAUUUUGCCAUCAUUUUUACAAACAGCAAGGUUUUGCAUGAGGCCGUUUCCAAACUAGGAUUCCUCCUUGCUGUGACAAUGGUUCUUAACAGUGUUCAACCUGUAAUCUCAGGUGUUGCAGUUGGAGGUGGGUGGCAGGCCCUGGUGGCCUAUAUCAACAUAGGUUGUUAUUACUUAUUUGGGCUUCCACUAGGGUUCAUUCUUGGUUAUACAGAAAAUUUGGGAGUUGAGGGACUUUGGGGUGGUAUGAUAUGUGGAAUUUUUCUCCAGACCUCGAUGCUGUUGGUCAUACUUUACAAAACCAAUUGGAAUAAAGAGGUGGAACAAACAUCUGAACGCAUGCGAAUAUGGGGUGGACAAGACAUUAAUAUUGAUAAGAUGGGGGAUUCUACAUAAUCUUACAUACCAUCCACCUCCUUGAGUCAAAUCCUCAAAUUCGUUUUUUUUUUUUUUAGUUCUUGGUGAAAUUAUGGCCAGUGGUCUCACAAAUUCAUUCGGUUUAUAUUGCACUGUAAUUUUGGUAUGUUUCAAUUAAGCAAAGAUGAAAAGACUUAGUUUUUUUUUUUCCCAAUUAGCUUUUCAUGUUUUUUUUUAUUUUUUUAUUUUUUAUACUUAUCGAACAUCUUAGUGAAAAAUGAAAAACAUCCAUUUCUUCUA
This is a messenger RNA of Cajanus cajan (pigeon pea), 2487 nucleotides long. NCBI's taxonomy places the organism in Eukaryota, Viridiplantae, Streptophyta, Magnoliopsida, Fabales, Fabaceae. The record is from RefSeq and is a predicted model, not a curated record.